This is a messenger RNA of Hippoglossus stenolepis (Pacific halibut), 2243 nucleotides long. RefSeq names its product heparan sulfate glucosamine 3-O-sulfotransferase 2. Lineage: Eukaryota; Metazoa; Chordata; Actinopteri; Pleuronectiformes; Pleuronectidae. Gene Ontology annotation, molecular function: [heparan sulfate]-glucosamine 3-sulfotransferase activity. The transcript is spliced from 2 exons. The coding region runs from base 331 to 1485 and encodes 384 amino acids. The record is from RefSeq and is a predicted model, not a curated record.
CUCUGUCUCUCAGCAGGUCUCGAGCUGACAGUGCGCUCGAGCCAGCGGAGAGAGCGCGCUCCUCGUGCGCUACGACCAUGGAGACGUCCGGGAGUUUUGGAGCAGGAGGACGUCGGUGCGCAGCCGCCAGGGACUCAUGUUCCCUUCCUGACCCGAGGAGACGCGUGGAUUGUGAUGCUGUGGAUGAAGUGGUGGAAGUGUUGAACUGAAGUUUUUACGCAUUUUGCUGCUCUGGAGUGUGUUGGGCAGUUCGGCCAAUUUGACAGCAGCCACACGGGAUACAGGAGAGGACCCAUUAGAAAACCAUGCACUGUUCAUAUCCAUGGAGAGAUGGCAUGCGUGCUCCUCCUCAGUCGACUUCUCCCCUUCUCGCACCGGCUCACGAGAACCUCCAUCUGCCUGCUCUCCCUGUUCCUGUCCUACCUGUGCUACUGCGCACUCUUCCCCGUGGGCACCGUCAUGCACAGGUCAGGUGAUGCGCCGCCGAGCUGUCAACUCGUCCCGGCCGAUGGAGCCAAAAGGCGGCUCCAGAAAUCCUCCCUCUCCUGCGUCUUGCAGUUGGAGGCGAGACCGAGCAGCGCCGAGGUGCAGCCCCGGGAGAAGAAGCCCGAGCAGCGCGCCUCCUCCUCCUCCUCCUCCUCCUCCUCCAGUCACCUCCUCGCCGUCAGGAGCGACACUCCCAGUCCUCUGAUGGGGAAUUCAAAGUUUGGGAAUAAAAAGUUGCCGAACGCGAUCAUCGUUGGUGUGAAAAAGGGAGGGACGAGAGCCGUGCUGGAGUUCAUCAGGAUCCAUCCAGAUGUGCGAGCAGCUGGCACAGAGACGCACUUCUUCGACAGGAACUAUGACAGAGGCCUGGAGUGGUACAGAGGUUUAAUGCCAAGGACUCUUGAAAGCCAAAUAACGAUGGAGAAGACGCCAAGCUACUUUGUGACUAAAGAAACACCACGCCGGAUCUCCGCCAUGUCCCAGAAUACCAAACUCAUCGUAGUGGUGCGAGACCCCGUCACUCGUGCAAUAUCCGACUACACUCAGACGUUAUCCAAAACCCCCGACCUGCCGACCUUCCAGGAGCUGGCCUUCAGGAACCAGUGCCUGGGCAUAGUGGACACGUCCUGGAAUGCCAUCCGCAUCGGCCUGUAUGCUCUGCACCUCGAAAACUGGCUCCGCUACUUCCCCCUGGCUCAGAUCCACUUUGUGAGCGGGGAGCGUCUUAUCACAGACCCGGCAGGGGAGCUGGCUCGGGUGCAAGACUUCCUCGGGUUAAAGCGCAUAGUCACAGACAAACACUUCUAUUUCAACCGCACCAAAGGUUUCCCCUGCCUUAAGAAGCCAGAGAGCAGCGGCUCGCCACGCUGCCUGGGCAAGUCCAAGGGCAGGACUCAUGUGCAGAUAGACAGAGAUGCUAUUGAGCAAUUGCGAGACUUCUAUAGACCUUAUAAUGUCAAGUUUUAUGAAAUGGUGGGUCAUGAUUUUAAGUGGGACUAAUGGUUUGUUUUUAAAUAGUGCAAGAAAAAUACAGUAUUAUAUCACGGCUAACUAUCAGCAGUCUCCAGACAAUUUGUGCAAAACAGCAAACGCAGUAUUAUUCUUUUUAAACAACACCAAUAAAAAAUAAAAUGUGAGAUGACAUUGCUUUUUGCACUUGCACGAUCGGGUGCCAGCCGCCAUCCUCAGCGUCCUGUUUGUUGCUAGAUAUAGACAUCAUUUCAGCUUCGGGAUCACAUGAUUUCUCCUCCUGUUACUGUUGGAUUGCUGCUGACUAGAUCCCCCCGUUUGCUGACUCGUUUGUAAAAAAAAAGAACGAAAGAGAGAGAGAGAGAGAGAGAGAGAGAGAGAGAGAAUUCCAGGGAAUGGGAUUAGUUCCUCUCGAAAAAACCUGCUUCACUAAUCAAGGCAGGGGUUUGAAAGCAAGACCUUGGAAAAUGUCAGCGAAGUCUUCAGGGAGAGCAGAAUUAAGCUGCAGCACUGUGGUGGUAAAUCCGAAGUGUAAAGCCAUAACACAAGUGUGACCCACCUAAUGUUCCUAACCGUUGGUCUCAUCAGUUUCUAUACGGAGCGAAAAGAUCCGUGUUUUUUCUUUUUUUUCAUACAUGCUAUUGCGAGCAGAACCUCACUUUGUAUUCUGUGCUCACGUCUGCAGAAAUCCAUGUUUAUAUUUUUGUUACAAACGGUAUUUAAUCAUUGCCUUACCCACAAUGCUCGUCCAUGAACGCCAUUAAAUGAAAGAGAUGCACAAAUACAAA